AUCAGCUGUGUGAUGAAAACAAAAGGCGAUGGCUUGCGAAGUAAAACACUGCGGAGAAAUCCGUGAUUUUAAGAAAGUCCAAGAAUACUUUGGACUCGGACAUGAUGACAACUGGUUAAACGCGAUAAACCAUGCCAUUUCACCAACUGGGGAACUGAUUGCCAUGGCGCAGGGUGAAAAGUUGGCAUUCCUCAGCACCUGCUGGAGCAGCCAUGGCAAUGGCAACACCUACGUUCUUGGCUGGUGCGGCGAGCUGGAGGAUCCCAACCAAAUCGUGACUAGCCUCACCUGCUUGCCGAUGACUCAGAACAAAAGCACCGAUGGAGCCAUCGAAUGGACCUGCGUGGCAGUUGGCCUGUGCUCUGGCAUGGUUACCUUCUACACGGACUCGGGUGUAAAACUCUUCUCGCAAUGUUGCCAAGAGGAUCCAGUAAUUGGAGUCAAGCUGCAGUCCGCUCCGCGACAUUCUGAGGCAGAUUCACUGCUCUACAUCAUCUAUCCUCGCUGCCUGUGCUUCAUCCAGGGCCAGGACAUUUUGCCCACGCUGAACAAUUGCCGGCACAAUGUGCAAAGAGGUGCAUUGGAGCGUAGUUCGUAUCCCACUGCUGAUGUGGUGCCAUUCCAGAAGUAUAAGUUCAAGCAAGAACGAGAGGCCGUCAUUAAUGAUGCUGCCAUCUCUACCACCCAGCGACCUCCCACAUACGACUACAUUGUUCAGCAGACCAUCGGUCUCGGUUAUUUCGCCAAGGUGCACGCCACGCCGCCGAGGAGCUCACAGGUUCUGGCCGCCGGAGCAGAACCCUAUUUGGGCUUCUUUCAGGCGGAGGAGGGUUAUAAAACGAUGUCGCUGGGUGAGGUUGCCAAAGACGUAAUCGGAAUAGCUUACAAGAACCUGCUGGGCGGAAUCUUUCGACGCGCUCCAGAGCCCCUGCCAUCGCCCGAGGAAUCACCACUGCCGGUGCCCACGAAAGAAGCACCGAUGCGGAUUCGCUGUCGUCUAUAUGACGGCAAGAGAGAUGGACUGACCUUGUCUGUGGCACCUGGUGGACGCCUGGCUGUCGUUACCGAUAAUCUCGACCGUGUAAUGUUGGUGGAUACGCACCAGGCUAUUAUCUUGCGUGUUUGGAAGGGCUAUCGAGAUGCACAGUGCGCAUUCGUGCCAGUUAAAGAAAAAUCCGUUCGCGGUAUCAAAACGCACAAGCGAAAGGCUUUGUUCCUGGUGAUCUACGCUCCUCGAAUGGGCUGCCUGGACAUAUGGGCUUUGCAAAACGGACCCAAGGUGGCUGCAUUCAAUGUUUCGAAGAGCGGGCAACUUAUGUACAACAAUCAUAGUCCCCUAGGCUCAGGCGGCAGCAGUGGAUCUGGUAAUAGCAGUAGUCAGUCAAGAAAAUCUUUAGCCAUCAAUCAUUGCUUGUUCCUGGACCCCAGCGAUGGCAGCCUGAAGGAGAUACACAUUCCUUUUCACUACGCGCUCAGCGAGACCAGCUCCCAGACAUCACGGGAUAUCCAUAUGCUGAGGCGCCUCAGAAACCAGCUCAGAACCAUAAACCAUGGCCAAGCCAAAGAUGAAGCGCUGCAGGAGAUUGGCGAACUGGCAAGUGAACUGCAGACGUUAGAGGUGCGACAACAGUGUCUGGAGAUGUUGCUUAAGAGCAAGAAGCUGCAGCCACAGGUGUUUCAAUCCAUCAUUAAUGCCUUCAUAAAGAAACCUCUUUCUGAAUCAACGGGCUCCGAGGAGUUUGUCAACCAAAUCGAGAACUAUAAACGCUUGACUGAUCUCUACUUGGCCCUAAGUCAAGCCAAUCAGCGUGAAGACAACGAGCCACCCGUAGAAUACUUGGAGCUUUCCGAUGCUGAUCUUGUCACCAUUAACAAGUUGGUUCUGCUCCUGGACGAUGGCACCGAGAAGGAUAAACCCGCCGCCACUCGUGAAGUGAGCUUCAAGUUGCAGGCGGAGCACAAGACCGAAGAAUUUGUCGAUUACCUGAGCAUCUUUAACAUCGAUAGUCCGGAUGGGAUAAGUCUACUUCCGGAGAAGUCAGAUAAGUUUGGCGCCGUAAGCAUCGAUCUCUUUAGUCAGUUCUUUGCCCAAGGUCUAUGCUUUGGCCAAUUCAAGCAGUGGAUCAAUCAGGCGUGUUUGCCCAGCAGAGAUUUGCUUAAAUUGAUUAUUUGGUUUUGGCUUGAGAAGCCCUUUAAGUACAACAACUGUGAUGAAGUAGUGGAGGACAUGUCCAGAAUUGCUGCUAUGGUGCAGACCAUUUGUGAUCUGGCUGGUGAACACAUCCAUGACUAUGCCUACAAUGCCAUUUCACCGUGGUGGCAGGAAGUUCGGGAACUUCUCUUGGAGAGUAAACAAUUUUCGGGCUUGCUGGUGGCCAUUGUAUGCAAAACGGUAGCGACUAAUUUGUGGCGAAACAGAAAAGAGGGAUCUUGUGAUGAAUCCUCGCAGAACGAAGAUGAUGAGCGCUGGGAGCGUAUCUCCCACGAUGAGGCUCAGUGGGGAUUGCUCACUGGCAAGCUAGAGGAUGUGGCCGUGCUAGGAGCCAUACUAAGUAAGCCUCUCAUCUGCCGGGAUCCUGUUGGUCCAGAGAUGUCCUACGAGCCACCGGACUGCAGUCUCAAAAGCAUUGUGAGCAGUGGCAAAGGCAUCGUCACCGAACUGACAGCCAAGUGGCUGAUCAGUGCACAAUUGCAUCCGAGUAAAGUUUUGGAGAUAUCGCCUCCCGAAAACGAGUUAGACGACGAGAGCAAAGUUAAGAUAAAGGAUGAGCCUACCAAGGAGUCAGUCGAUGAAGACGCGGAAUCAGAAGAGGAUUUGGAAAUGGCAAAGGAAGUGUACGCGGCGAGUAAAGAAGCCCAUGAACCUAUUCUUGAAAGAUUGGCUCUGCUGCGUGCGCAUUUUCCCUUCAGCUUGGAAUCGGGCGUCCUCUUAAGUCUCAUGUCGUGGCAGUACAUGGUCCAGUGGAGCAAGCAGCUCUCAUCGCUGGACCACCUAAAGGCAGCAUUACUUUGUUUAAACCAAUUCCGUACACCUGACUGGGCCCUGAAGCAUGGAAUAUGUUGCAUGCUGUGGAAUGCCACCCUGAAGUUUCCUCUACAGGCGGCGGCGAAGCUUAUUCAAAAAGUGGGACGCCUGCCAGUGGACAAGAUGUGCCAGCAAGAUCUCGAGAUGUCUGCGGGUAAAGUGCCAGAGUUUCUAGAACUCAGCCUCGAAUUCCUGCAGCAUUUCACCGCUUCCAUGGAGCACGAUAAGCGUGAACUGCACUUCGAGCAGUCGCUCAGCGAAGGAGCCCUGCCAUUGCAGUUUCUGGCUCUCCAGCAGCACCAUGCCAUGCCGCAGCUGCUCCGUCUUCAAACAGAACUGUGCAGCGUGCUGCACUUCGUUUCCUUUUUCCAGCUGCGCAUUCCAAAACCACUGACCACGCUUUUUGACUCCAUGAGCAACAAAGCUCUGCUGGCGGACAUCAAUAAGGAACUGCCUUAUGUUUUGCCUGCACCAGAUCUUGUCCUGCAACAGCAGCGCACUGAGUUCCUGUGUCGCCUUGUCACCGCUACCAUGGAUCUGAUUAGAGAGGAUUUGGAGCAGCUGUACAUUCUCGAUCAUGUUUUCUACAUGGGCAAGAUCUGUGCCUUAGCCGACAGUUGGGAGGUCGAUAAACUUCCUAUCCUACGACGGCAGGUGGUGGAACUGUACGCUUUUGGGUAUGAUGCGGAGGCUCAAGUGUUGCUCCAGGACAUCAGCGAUGACGAGGAGCUGGGCCGACUGCUGCUGGAGAUCGCUGGCCGUAGACUUAAUCUUUACGCACAGAGCUCGCAGUCCACGUUCCUGAAGAUUGCCUCUGUUGGCCACCAGUUGCUGGCCUACCUAGACAACCUGAAGGAACCGAUGACGGAGAACAACAUUCAGAUCGCGGCCACCAAGCCCGACGAGAUCGAUGUGGCUGCCCUGGACAGGCUGUUGUCGCAUGCCUACAAAUACCUUUGCCGGCGCGAGUCCAAGCAGCUGCCCAUCAUUGGCCAGAUGUACAACGCCGUGCGUAUCCUGCAGAAUUAGGAGUGAGGAUGACACAUAAACACUUGGUUAUUUUACAUUUCUCUCAUGAUUUUUAUGGAUUCAAGAAUGAACCCAAUAUUGAUUGUUAAAGCACCACAUGCGGUCCCAUUAAUUGUCUUAUACUUAUCAACCUAGUAGCGAUUUAAACAACCUACGAAAAGCAUCAUAUUAAUUACUUUCAAGAAAAAGGAUACUAAGAUCUGCACCGAUAGGAGGAUGUAUUCAACACGAAUUUGAUGUGAAGCUUAUGCCUACAAGGAUUAUGAACAUGUAUAUUUAAUAAAAU
This is a messenger RNA of Drosophila melanogaster (fruit fly), 4340 nucleotides long. It is a transcript of the gene Rab3-GAP, whose product is annotated as Rab3 GTPase activating protein. NCBI's taxonomy places the organism in Eukaryota, Metazoa, Arthropoda, Insecta, Diptera, Drosophilidae. The transcript is spliced from 8 exons. Gene Ontology annotation, cellular component: axon; autolysosome membrane; presynaptic membrane. The record is from RefSeq and is marked reviewed. Bases 29 to 4054 code for a protein of 1341 amino acids.